ACGCCAUCAGAGGUGUCCACUUAAUUUGAAGGGAUAGGUUGUGUAUUUUAAGCGUUUGGACUGCAACAAUGCAGCGUUCACGUCGUUGGAGGUAGACGGAGAACUGCAAACCGGAUGUCAUUGUUUUCAAUGAGAGUGGACGGUAAAUGUCGUUGAGGCUGGUAGUGAAUACCGUCAGCCGCCACGAUAGAUGGGACUUGCGGCCAAAUAGUUUUCUAAUGGAUGGUAUGACGGACUUCGCGUGUAUCGUCUGAACUCAGCAUAUAUCACAUGAUCAUUUAUGUGAGAGGAUAGACCAAUGAGGAGCAGCAGUGAGUUUUUGAAAGGUUGGCAUCAUGUCUCAGAAGCAGAUAUAUUACUCUGACAAAUAUGACGAUGAGAAAUUCGAGUAUAGGCACGUGAUGCUGCCCAAGGACAUUGCCAAGCGUGUGCCCAAGACCCAUCUGAUGUCAGAGACUGAGUGGAGGAACCUGGGCGUCCAGCAGAGUCAAGGCUGGAUACACUACAUGAUCCAUCAACCAGAGCCCCACAUCUUGCUUUUCCGUCGUCCUCUGCCUGCAGCCUGACCUCCGAGUGCACGAGAGAACACUCAUAGGGAAGAAGAUAAGAGUGGCUGGAGAUGGAUGAACACUUCAGUUGGAUGGAUACUAUACUAAAAUAUUAUUUUCCACAUGUGUAUCGUAUACAUUGCAGUGGAGCCAGAGUCAAGAGCUCCAACCCACCAUCCUCACUCACCGUAAAGCCUUUCACAUUUCCUAUGGACCUGCUUGGAACCCUUUCAUCCUUUUCUCUAUCUGUAUUUCUGUAAUCAUUCAAACUUUUGUAUUAGGACUAACUUGAUAAUGUUGUCAGGGUGUAUGUCUGAGAAGAAAAAUAAAAGCUGUGGUUGUGGCAACACUUGAAUUAUUCUAAACCUUACCUGCUGUGCGUUGACUAACAUGAUGCUAAUAUCUAUUUUAAGCUAUAUAGUAACUGUAAAAUGUAAGGGGGACAAUUUUGAAAGUGCAAAUGUGCAGGGAUUUUACCAAAAUGACUAUGAUCAAAUACCUGUUAUGGCACUUGAUUCAUCUUGUUUUGAAUACUGCAGAUUGUAUCAAGUGUAUGCACACCUACUCUGUACAAAUGAUAGUACUCUGGACAUGUUUUUUGUUUUAUCAAUUGUGACUUGCAAUUAUAAGUAACGCUGUUAACUGUCUGUAUUUUAGAGCUGUCAAAAUGGGGCCCAAGAUCUUCGUUGACAUGUCUAUUAUUGUACAAAUCAGCUGCUCAGUAUUUAUGAAUUAUUGUACCCUGAAAAUAAAUGUUUUUUUAAUUUGUAAUUCUCACA
This is a messenger RNA of Oncorhynchus masou masou (cherry salmon), 1327 nucleotides long. It is a transcript of the gene cks1b, whose product is annotated as CDC28 protein kinase regulatory subunit 1B. Gene Ontology annotation, molecular function: ubiquitin binding; protein kinase binding; histone binding. Gene Ontology annotation, biological process: regulation of mitotic cell cycle. NCBI's taxonomy places the organism in Eukaryota, Metazoa, Chordata, Actinopteri, Salmoniformes, Salmonidae. The record is from RefSeq and is a predicted model, not a curated record. The transcript is spliced from 5 exons. Gene Ontology annotation, cellular component: cyclin-dependent protein kinase holoenzyme complex; SCF ubiquitin ligase complex. The coding region runs from base 336 to 566 and encodes 76 amino acids.